Molecule: messenger RNA, 1793 nt
Organism: Rhododendron vialii
Lineage: Eukaryota; Viridiplantae; Streptophyta; Magnoliopsida; Ericales; Ericaceae
Product: disease resistance protein RPP13-like
Exons: 2
Coding region: 131-1504 (457 amino acids)
Biological process (GO): defense response to other organism
Molecular function (GO): ADP binding
Source: RefSeq, a predicted model, not a curated record
AGAUUUUUGUGAGCCAUUGCCAAACAAAAAAGUUGCCAUUAUUUCAGGUCUUUAAUUUCUCCCUGAAGCAAACCAAACUUUAGGCAGUCCAUCUAAAGUGUGAGAGAAGCAAGGAACACAAUUGCUGAGGAUGGUUGACGCUGUUGUCUCCUUCGUGGUGGAUAGACUUGGUGACCUUCUCAUCGAACAAGUUGUUUUUUUACGAGGAGUGAAAGAUGAUGUUGAAUGGUUGAGAGGCCAAUUGGGGUAUAUGUUGUGUUUCCUACAAGAUGCAGAAGAAAAGCAAGAUGUAGACAAUCGGAUGCGCAAGUGGAUAUCCGAUAUUAGAGAUGUUGCUUAUGAGGCCGAGGAUAUUAUUGAUAACUUCAUCCUCAAAGUAGAAGCAGGGACUUCAAAAAAGAUGGGGUUAAAAGAUUGCUUUCAGAAGUAUUUUUGCAUUUGUAGCAAACAUGCUAGUCUCAUCCAACAGGCAAAUCUCUAUAGUAUAGGACAGGAAAUAAAAACACUGAAGACCAAGCUCACUCAAAUUCAACAAAAUCAAGUAACUUUUGGGAUAAGAAGUAUUAAUGACGCAAGAGAAGGAUCGGAUCGCAUGAAUACGGUAGAUAGUUGGCUACGAAGAGAACGCCCAUAUAAAGACGAUGAGCAUGUUGUAGGCUUCAAGGAGGAUGCUAACAAAUUGAUGUCUGAACUUGUCAAAGAGGUGAAAGAUCGGUAUGUGAUCUCAAUCGUGGGCACCGGAGGCUUGGGUAAGACAACUAUUGCUCGGAAGCUUUACAACACUCUUAAUCCUACAGACACAUUUGACAGCUAUGCUUGGGUUUCCGUGUCCACUGAUUACAAAAUCCAAGAUAUUCUCCGAUCAACAAUAAAAUCUUUCAAAAAGCCAAACACCAAAGAGGAAUUAGAGUUCUUAGAGAAGAUGAAAGAAGAAGAUUUGGAGCCUCAUUUACGUGAUUACUUGAAAGGACGUCGAUAUUUGGUAGUGCUUGACGAUGUAUGGGACGUAAAUGCUUGGCCAAGCUUGAUGAGAGCAUUUCCGGAUGAGAAAAAUGGAAGCAGAGUAAUCAUGACAACCCGAAACAAAGUUGUUGCCGAGCCUAGCAAUGAGAGAACAUAUGUCCAUGAGCUCCCAUUUCUGAAGGAGAAAGAAAGUUGGGAAUUGUUUUGUAGUAAAGCAUUUCCUAACUACGAUGAGGUUGAAAAUCAAAAAAAUCGUUGUCCUCCAGGCUUGGAGAGUUUGACGAGAGAGAUGGCCAGCAAAUGUCAUGGCUUACCCCUAGCCAUAGUCGUAUUGGGUGGUCUACUGCGAAAAAAAAAUCCCGACGAGUGGCCCAAGUUGGAACAGCACAUGUGGCGCCAUCUAAGAGAUCAUGACUCACAUCGUGUUCAACAUUUAUUGGCUUUAAGUUUCAAUGAUUUGCCCUAUCGCUUGAAGUCAUGCUUUCUUUACUUGGGUUUGUUUCCAGAAGACUUUCAAAUUGAUGCAAAGAAACUUUGUUAGUUGUGGGAGGCAGAGGGUUUCAUAAAACUAGACAAAGAAUCUUUUGACGAGGCGGCGGAGGCAUAUUUGAGAGAGCUGAUUGACAGGAGUUUGAUUCAAGUAGAAAAACAAAACUGGAGGAGAAUCAUAACAUGCCGAGUGCAUGAUCUGCUCCGUGAUUUUGCAAUCGAAAAGUCGAAGGAGCUAAAUUUUCUUCAUAUCUAUGAAGGAACAGUUACUCCCAACAGUCGAAGACUAGCCUCUUAUUCUGGAAUUCAGAGGUUUGUUUCGUUGGACCAUUCGGAUAUGG